AUGCGAAAUGAUAAUAACUACAUUGCAUCGGAGGAAGAGUUACUAACUAUUCCGUUUGAAAUUCCAGAAGGAGAUUCGAUAACGAGUGAGAGACCACUAUUCACCCUUGCCUCAAAAAGUUGUGCCACUUCAGGUAUCGAGGGGAUCUCCUCCACUUCGCUUGUGGUGGGCAGCAGCCGUGGCUCAAUAUGGUUGCUAUCCUUAGAAUACAAUGACACAGUAGUCUCCACAACGCCAACGGUGAUUCGACAACCAGAUGAAGUCUCUCCAGCUGAGGGCGGCCAUCCAGUGACACAGAUCAAAUAUGGUUUCCUUCUUGUUGGUGAUGACUCCCACUACUUCUAUGACCUUAAUUUAGAUUUUAUGCAAAACGCCAUCUACGUUGUUCUAUCCGACAAAGGCAUUGCGCGAUGUACAUUGGAAAAUCCCAGCUGCUUUUUUUUGGCAAACACCGAUUCCUCCAACAUCAGAAAAAAUAUAGCUGUAGACAGCGUGAAUGGGCAUGUUGCCUCUUCAUGCAUUUGUGCCGUUUCUGAAAACAUGCUUUUCCAGAUUCCUAUACUUUCUCAAUGA
This is a messenger RNA of Cylicostephanus goldi, 573 nucleotides long. Lineage: Eukaryota; Metazoa; Nematoda; Chromadorea; Rhabditida; Strongylidae. The record is from the annotation of a GenBank genome assembly.